Messenger RNA from Ylistrum balloti, 2715 nucleotides. RefSeq names its product transient receptor potential cation channel subfamily M member 1-like. The record is from RefSeq and is a predicted model, not a curated record. The transcript is spliced from 7 exons. NCBI's taxonomy places the organism in Eukaryota, Metazoa, Mollusca, Bivalvia, Pectinida, Pectinidae. Gene Ontology annotation, biological process: calcium ion transmembrane transport. Gene Ontology annotation, molecular function: ligand-gated calcium channel activity. The coding region runs from base 6 to 812 and encodes 268 amino acids. Gene Ontology annotation, cellular component: membrane.
UCUUGAUGAUAUUUGUGUCAUCGUACUCCAUUGCUGUCUAUUCCAUCAUGCACCCAGUCUCCAAACCCGACAUAAGUCUUCUCCUUAACGUUCCCCGUAUCCCGUACUGGAACCUGUAUGGUGAACUUAACCUCGAAGAGAUCGAAAAGAAAGAGUGUACCUCCAACGUGAAUCUGUAUGAAAAUGGUGAUCAACCCCGCUGUCCUUCUGAGGAAGGAAAGAUUGUUGUUCCGAUCCUAAUGGGUAUUUACAUGCUGAUCGCAAACAUUCUACUAAUCAAUCUUCUCAUCGCUAUAUUCAGCAACACAUACCAGAACAUACAGGAAAAAGCGGACCUACACUGGCGCUUUCAGAAAUUCAGUUUAGUCUUCAACUACUCCUAUCGUACGGUGCUUCCUCCUCCAUUUAACGUCUUCAGUUAUGCGAUUCAAGUUUGUACGUGGAUCAAGCUGACACAACGACGGUUCAGAGAAGGAAUGUUUCGCUCAACAGCAUUGUUAAGUAAGGUAUCUCGGAAAGGUAGGCAAUUGACACAUUGGGAGAAAACAGUUGCUGCUGAGUACCUCCACCGAACAUCACACAAUACGGCAGGCGUAGGGUCCAGCGAAGUAAAGAGGGAGGCAACUUUGCAAGACACAUCGCGUAACCAAGACGACGCUUAUAACAUUAGGGAAGAACGAGAUGCUGAAACCAUUAAAGGGUUAGAAACACACGUCGCGUACCUUCAGGCAAAAGAAGGACAAGAUGCCGAAAAGAUCAAACGAUUGGAAGCUCAGAUCAAAUACCUUGAGGAACGAAGAGGAAACUGCUGAAAAUGCCAUGCGAUUGGGAGCAAACAUCAAGAAGCAAAGAGUUCGAACUCUGUAUAUAUGCCCGAAAAGUACUAUGGAUUGUUAUUAUCAUUUUUAUUACUGUAAAUAUUUUAUUUCAUAUUUUCUCUUUAAGCAUCGCAUAUCGAUAGAAGAUGCCGACACAAUCGGAAAGAAUGCAAGAUGUUUUUUUUUUUUUUUUUUUAAAGCCCGCGAAAACGGACAGACCAGUUUACGAUUGGGCUUGAGGUUGACUUUGCUUUCACCAAUAUGUUCAAUUUAGGUGAUUUUUCAAGGGUAAAAAUGUUCUCAACAAUUUGUGAUGGUCAGAUUUACUGAAAAAUGCAAGGCCGACACAUGUAUCUAUUUAUCCUAAUAUAUGCAAAUUUACACAUAUGCCGACAACAGCGAAUUUGAUUGAUUUGAGUCACAUUAUCAUACAAGUACGAGUUUUUCAAGACACGCCAUUUUAUGAAUAUGCUAAUUGUGUACACGUGUAAACGGCAGUGAUGCUGAUUGACACUGUGUCGACAAAGUGUGAAAGCUAAUCGAGACAUACCUAUGGACGGAUCGUCAAUGUCGCCAUCUUACUUCAAUGGGAACAAGAAAUCUAGACCGAGUUGUGUACGGGAAAUAAGUCUAAUGUAGAAAAAAAUGUUGCAAUCAUAAAUUAAUUAUGCACGCCUGAACGGCUAGCUCUCGUUUGCCGAGAACAGCAACAUGAACAUCGUGUUCGAUCUUUGUCCAUUGUUUACGUAGGAUGGAUAGAGCAAGGGCAGGUAAAUUACAAGAAAAAAGUAAUAUUUAGUCUGUGUUAAUCAAUAUUUUAUUUUUCAUUUUUUAUAUAUCUAUAUACAUGUAUAUCUAUAUAUCAAAGUAAGAAAUGAUACGAUACUUGCGGAAUCAACUAUAAUUUAUAUAUACGUAUAUAUAUUAUGUUUAUGUAUAUACGUAACAAAGGUCAGUUUUACUCAGUGCUCCGAUUGAAUUCGAGCCACGGAUGAUUGGUUUACCCGUUUGACGCCCAACCGAUCGAGCUGAAAAAGAAAAGUUCACUCUAGCCAAGUGGUGGUUUGUGGCUAGUAUUUCAUCAGGGUCCAUAUAUUUAUAUAUUGUUUCUGUUCGUGGCUCAGAAGUCGAUACGCGUCAAAAGCGAAUUCAUAUGUUUUAUGUUGCAUUCGUAUCAUGUUGGUAAGUUAUAAAGCUUAAGAUAACGGAAUAUAAUUAAAUUGAUAGGAAGGUUUGGCAUACCAACAUCAAACAUAAUGUUCCUUAAAAUGUUGCUGUGUUGAUCAAAGUGUCGGCAAGAUUACAGAAAAAUAAUUGCUUGGGAUACAUUUUUGUAACCUGUGGCCGGUAGAAAAUACUGUACGUUGACAUCUACAAUUAAAGCUGCAUUUUGAAAUUUUAAAAGAUAAAAUUAUGUGUGAUUUCACCAGUUUCCAUAUAUAAUGAAGAACAGACUUGAAAAUACAGAAAAGGUUUAAGAAAAACAGUUUUAUUUGUGAUUAAAAACAGCUUAUUUCUUUGUUCUUUUCCACGAUUACAUCAUAGUAAUGAUGUACCAAAGUAACAUUCACAAGAUGUCGUAACUACGAAGAAUUUAUGACGUAAUCACAUCCUAAUAAGCUAUAUUGCUCAGUUUACGAUGCUGUAAUAACGGCAUAGUAAGCUUUAUUGUUCAGAUAAUUAUGCGGUAAAUACGACGUUAACUAUAUUUCUCAGAUGAAUAUGCUGUAAAUAAGGCACAAUAAGCUUUAUUACAAUUUUGUUUUUAUUCUGUAUUUUCAUUUGUCGAGACAGAGUCACGUGUUCUGCGAUUUUUAUUGAUAUUGCAUUGUAAACCUGGUAAUUCGUCAUAUUGUACUGCUUUGUCCUAUUUCUAAUAAAAGUUAAUUUCUAUCUA